CAGCAUAAUGGGAAAGAUUAUCUUCUACGAGGACAGGAACUUUCAAGGCCGUUCCUAUGAGUGCAGCAGCGACUGUGCUGACCUCCAUUCCCAUUUCAGUCGCUGCAACUCCAUUCAGGUAGAAAGCGGGAACUGGAUGGUCUAUGAGCGGCCAAACUUUAUGGGUUACCAGUACUUCCUAAGUAGGGGGGAGUACCCUGAUUACCAGCGGUGGAUGGGUUUCAACGACUGUGUGAGAUCCUGCCGUAUAAUUCCCCAACAUCAAGGAUCUCACAGAAUGAGGAUCUACGAGCAUUCUGACUUUGGAGGUCAAAUGAUGGAGAUUACUGAUGACUGUCCCUCCCUUUAUGACCGCUUCCACUACAACGACAUCCAUUCCUGCAAUGUGCUUGAUGGAUACUGGCUCUUCUAUGAGCAUCCCAAUUACAGAGGCAGACAAUAUCUCCUCAGACCUGGCGAGUACAGGAGGUACAGCGACUGGGGUGCUAUAAGCCCAAGGAUUGGUUCUGUCAGGCGUAUUGCCUAUUAA
Messenger RNA from Colossoma macropomum (tambaqui), 529 nucleotides. It is a transcript of the gene crygmxl1, whose product is annotated as crystallin, gamma MX, like 1. Bases 8 to 529 code for a protein of 173 amino acids. Gene Ontology annotation, biological process: visual perception; lens development in camera-type eye. The record is from RefSeq and is a predicted model, not a curated record. Gene Ontology annotation, molecular function: structural constituent of eye lens. The transcript has 3 exons. Lineage: Eukaryota; Metazoa; Chordata; Actinopteri; Characiformes; Serrasalmidae.